Molecule: messenger RNA, 471 nt
Organism: Dracunculus medinensis (Guinea worm)
Lineage: Eukaryota; Metazoa; Nematoda; Chromadorea; Rhabditida; Dracunculidae
Source: the annotation of a GenBank genome assembly
UUGUCUAAUUUAUUUCAGGCUGAAUAUUUCACGAGACGUCAAAUUGAUGAGUAUCGGCAAUGUUUCAACACAUAUUGUCUAAACGGUGUGAUAUCAAAUGUACCACAACUGCGGUACAUAAUGCGCUGCCUGGGUUAUUCUCCGACCGUUUAUGAAACAAAGCAGUAUUUUCAACAAUAUAAAGAAGGAAUUGGCUUUGCGGUAUUUUUGAAUAUUCUUCGUAACGAAAGCGAAAAAACCGACGCAAUCAUUGAAAUAAUGCGAGCGUUGAAAUAUUUCGAUAAGAACAACCACGGCUCAAUCGUUGCAAGCGAAUUUACGAAUAUUUUAACAUCGAUUGGUGAAAAAAUGACGAAUGAAGAAAUUUUCCGUUUAUUAAAACAAUUAAAUAUUACAAAUAGUAAUGAAAAAAUUCCGUUCACUAAACUUUUACGAUUCAUUUCAUCAAAUCCAAUUCAUUUUUAUUCAUAA